AGCCCGCCCCUUAAAGGGUGGCAUUUGCAAGUCUAUAUCAGAUUAAUGCUGAUAGUCCUACCUACUUUGCAGAGUGAACGCAGCUCGGACUGAAUUCUCCAGUGUCAUUUAAGGAUUUUUUCUAAUUUGACAGUUAAACGGGAGGAUAACAGGUCAAGACACAGCAUGUCUGCACUGCGUCGUCUGAGGCAGUGCCAGGCCACAGGCAUUGCUGUCUGUCGUCUACACAAAAGCAGCAGUGCCUCUGCCAAACAUCAUUACAAAAUGCUCGUGCUCGGAGGAGGAAGUGGGGGCAUUACAAUGAGUGCACGAAUGAAGAGGAUGAUGGGAGCUGAGAAUGUGGCUGUUGUGGAGCCCAGCGAGAUGCACUACUAUCAGCCAAUCUGGACGCUGGUUGGUGCUGGGGCAAAAUCUGUGGCCUCAUCAGGGCGUUCCACUGCGAGUGUUGUGCCGUCUGGAGUAAAGUGGGUGAAAUCUAAAGUUCAGGAAAUCAACCCAGAUGCAAAUACUGUCCGCACAGACGAUGGGACUGAAAUCUCCUAUGAGUAUUUGAUCGUGGCUCUUGGUUUACAACUUCAUUAUGAGAAGAUCAAAGGACUGCCAGAAGGAUUUGAGCAUCCAAAGAUUGGGUCAAACUACUCAGUCCAAACUGUGGAGAAAACGUGGAAAGCGCUGCAGGACUUCAAAGAGGGCAACGCUGUUUUCACUUUCCCAAAUACUCCUGUGAAAUGUGCUGGAGCUCCACAGAAGAUCAUGUACCUAACAGAUGCCUAUCUCAGAAAGUAAGGAAAAAGAGCGAAGGCCAAUUUAAUAUACAACACAUCUCUACCUGUGCUCUUUGGGGUCAAGAAAUAUGCAGAUUCAUUGUGGGAUAUUGUUAAACAGCGUGACCUACAGGUGAACCUGAGGCACAACCUGAUUGAAGUGCGGGCAGAUAAGAAAGAAGCUGUGUUUGAAAAUCUUGACAAACCGGGCGAAACCAAAGUGUUUGAGUAUGAAAUGCUUCAUGUCACUCCACCAAUGGGACCCAAUUUGGUGAUUAAAGGCAGUCCACUGGCAGAUCCGGCGGGUUGGUUGGAUGUCAACAAAGACAACCUCCAACAUAAUAUGUAUUCAAAUGUGUUUGGGAUUGGAGAUUGUACCAAUCUGCCCACAAUCAGAACGGCCGCUGCUGUUGCUGCACAGUCUGCUAUAUUGAGCAGAACCAUCAGGAAAAUUCUGAAAAAUGAGAAGCCAGAUAAGAAGUAUGAUGGCUACACUUCAUGUCCGUUGGUCACGAGCUACAACACGGUAAUUCUGGCAGAGUUUGACUACAAUAACCAACCACUGGAAACAUUCCCCAUCAACCAAGCCAAAGAAAGAAGACUCAUGUACUACAUGAAAGCUGAUGCGUUGCCUCACCUCUAUUGGCACGGGCUUUUAAAGGGCCUAUGGGGUGGACCAGGACCAUACAGGAAACUCUUUCAUUUUGGGAUGAAAUGAAACCUCACCAUCACUUUGCAAGUUAAUACUGCACAUUUAAUCGAGAGGAUGGACACAGAUAGUGGCUAGUUCAGUGGCAAUAUGUCUCGCUUUAGUUAAACCUUCACUAAGUUGUGAAUUGAUGUUGCCAUGGAAUAAAAUGACUCCCUGUAAUGAGAAAAAGUCACUUGACUCUGCAGUCCCAAGUAGCUUUUAGCUGCUUUUGGUUCUUUUGGCAGCACUUUGAAUGUACAGUCUUGCUGCUUUCAUCAACCUUAUUAUCCAACCAGCAAAAGGUUUGUAGAAGAUUCUUAGAUUUGCGACCCUAACUUCUUGCUGCAGAGUAUAUAAUCCAUGUUACCCAUGUACAUCCAAUAAACAGACCCAAUUGGCCUUUUUUUUAAAUUGCAAGUGUAAAUGAACUAUUAAAAAUGUUGAUGCUUUGGUACAAUAACAUGGUCAUUUGUUUUUACAGGAUAUUGGAGGGAUGCCCACCUCUACAGCUGUAAUCACUGUAUACCAGUCAUUACAAGUGCUGUGUUAAUAGCAGUCACUAAGCACAAUAUAUAUUGCUUUACUAAAAAUGGUGUAUAUAUAGGACGUCAGUAAUAAUGUGUAUAGUUUGUCGUCAGUUUAGGUCUUCAGUGUUCUCCAAAUUACAUGCUAAAGCAUCCAGUCUAUGAAAAUGUAUUUGUAUCCAUGGUACAAUGUUAAUCAUUUAUGCUAUCAAACAUAUUGUAUGAGUGGUUGUAUUUGAGAAUGCUUAACCAUCAACUUGCAAACUAAGUGCUUUUCUUAUAUCAGAAACAGAGUUUUGUACAUAGAUUAUUUUUCUAUCAGCGCUUAACCGAGUUAAAAACGUCAUGGUGGUUAUAUAGUCGGUGCAUUUCUUUUUAAUCAUUAAAAUGACUGUAUACACUUUAAACCUGCUGUAAUUAUGAUAUUGAAGUAAAAACUGAAAUUGUUGAUGAAAAAUCAUAAAUACAUUCUCAGUAUUGUUUCAA
Micropterus salmoides (largemouth bass) is the source of this 2465-nucleotide messenger RNA. Its product is annotated as sulfide:quinone oxidoreductase, mitochondrial-like. The record is from RefSeq and is a predicted model, not a curated record. Gene Ontology annotation, cellular component: mitochondrion. Gene Ontology annotation, molecular function: FAD binding; sulfide:quinone oxidoreductase activity. The transcript has 11 exons. Lineage: Eukaryota; Metazoa; Chordata; Actinopteri; Centrarchiformes; Centrarchidae.